UCUGGCUCCAUCCGCGGGGGCCAUGGACUCUUCCUAGUUCCUCCCCCCCCUCCCUAUAAACAAGAGGAGAAGCCGCCUCUCGCCUCAACUAGACUGCAUCUCUCUUUCUCUCUCUCCCCCUAUUAUCUCUCUGGAGCCAACGAACAUUGUUGGACUCGAAGCUCCGUCGAGAUCGGGGUUCGAGCUGCGCCGUCGUCUUCUCCGGCCAUGGGGACCCAGGCGGAGAACUACACGCCGCCCAAGGAUGAGAGGACAGCGCAGGAGAAGGCGAUCGAUGAUUGGCUCCCGAUCACGUCGUCGAGGAAAGCCAAGUGGUGGUACUCGGCCUUCCACAAUGUCACCGCCAUGGUCGGUGCUGGGGUGCUCAGCCUCCCCUACGCCAUGUCUGAGCUUGGUUGGGGCCCUGGUAUUGCGGUAAUGACGUUGUCGUGGAUCAUUACGGUGUACACCCUGUGGCAAAUGGUGGAGAUGCACGAGAUCGUUCCGGGGAGGCGGUUCGACCGGUACCAUGAGCUUGGACAGUACGCCUUCGGGGACAAGCUCGGGCUCUGGAUCGUGGUGCCACAGCAGCUCGUUGUCGAGGUCAGCCUCAACAUCGUCUACAUGGUCACCGGUGGCAACUCGCUCAAGAAGUUCCACGACGUCAUCUGCGACGGCAGGUGCAAGGACAUCAAGCUCAGCUACUUCAUCAUGAUCUUCGCCUCCGUCCACUUCGUCCUCUCCCAGCUCCCCAACUUCAACUCCAUCUCAGGCAUCUCCCUUGCUGCAGCCGUCAUGUCGCUCAGCUACUCGACGAUUGCUUGGGGUGCCUCUUUGGACAAGGGUAAGUCGGCUAACGUGGACUACAGCCUUCGGGCAACGACGACAGCAGGACAGGUUUUUGGCUUCUUGGGAGGCCUAGGUGAUGUGGCAUUCUCAUACUCUGGUCACAAUGUGGUGCUGGAGAUCCAGGCCACCAUCCCAUCGACGCCCGACAAGCCUUCCAAGAAGCCGAUGUGGAAGGGUGUGGUUGUUGCCUACGUAAUAAUUGCCGCAUGUUACAUGCCGGUGGCGAUGAUCGGUUACUGGGCCUUUGGCAACAGUGUUGACGACAACAUCCUCAUCACCCUCAACAAGCCCAAGUGGCUCAUCGCCAUGGCCAACAUGAUGGUCGUCGUCCACCUCAUCGGCAGCUACCAGAUUUACGCGAUGCCGGUGUUCGACAUGAUGGAGACGCUGCUGGUGAAGAAGAUGAAAUUCGCGCCCGGCUUGAAACUCCGUGUGAUCGCUCGUACCAUCUAUGUUGCAUUCACCAUGUUCGUCGGCAUCACCUUCCCAUUUUUCGGCGGCCUCAUCGGGUUCUUCGGCGGGCUCGCCUUUGCACCCACGACAUAUUUUCUUCCCUGCAUCAUGUGGCUCAUCAUCUGCAAGCCCAGGAGGUUCAGCCUCUCGUGGUUCAGCAACUGGACCUGCAUUGUUCUUGGGGUGCUACUGAUGAUUGUGGCGCCGAUCGGAGGGUUGAGGCAGAUCAUCAUGUCUGCCAAGACUUACAAAUUCUACUCGUGAACAUGCAAGAAAUCUCUCAGCUAAGGAGUCUGCUGAAAGUUUUUUUUUGUUUUCAAUCCUGCAAAAGAAGAGAGGCCAUUGCACCACAGCUUGUCGCCGGUGAUCUACAGUCCGACACGUGUCAGUUGGACCAGGAGAGGCUUGUGUUUAGUGGUAAUAUCAUGUCGGGAGCUUGGUGCUUGUAUUCCUAUUUCUCCCUAUAAAUAUAUUGAUAUAGGGAUAUGAUGAGGCCAUCGAUUCAUGGACAACAGAAAAGAUAUUACUCGUAUUGGAUUAAUAAUAUAAUCUUUGUUUGUUCCGCUUUGCUGGAUUA
Molecule: messenger RNA, 1858 nt
Organism: Brachypodium distachyon (stiff brome)
Lineage: Eukaryota; Viridiplantae; Streptophyta; Magnoliopsida; Poales; Poaceae
Product: lysine histidine transporter 2
Exons: 8
Coding region: 208-1545 (445 amino acids)
Cellular component (GO): plasma membrane
Source: RefSeq, a predicted model, not a curated record